GGGCUGGGGUGGACUGCCCUUGUUAAAACCUCACUCUUUAAAGUUGCAUUUCUCAGGCACCACACUCAUUUGCACCAAAAGGACUUUUCACCUGUUGUCUCAGCGCAAAGAGGUAACCAAAAAUGUCGGAUACUGAAGAGAUCAUCGAGGAAUAUGAAGAGGAACAGGAAGAAGAGUGUGUUGAAGAAGAAGAGGAAGAAUGGAUAGAGGUGGAAGACGAACAAGAAGAGAAAGACAAGGAGGAUGCAGAGGAAACCAUAGAAGAAGAACAAGAAGAGCAAGCUAAAGAACCGGAAGAAGGGGACUCAAAACCCAAGCCCAAGCUCUUUAUGCCAAAUUUGGUGCCUCCAAAGAUCCCUGAUGGGGAAAGAGUAGAUUUUGAUGACAUUCAUCGCAAGCGAAUGGAGAAAGAUCUGAAUGAGCUGCAAGCUCUGAUUGAAGCUCAUUUUGAGAACAGGAAGAAGGAAGAAGAAGAACUGAUAUUCCUUAAGGACAGAAUUGAACAGCGACGGGCAGAAAGAGCUGAGCAACAACGGAUCCGUAGUGAACGAGAGAAAGAACGCCAGGCUCGCUUGGCAGAAGAGAAAGCUCGGAAAGAGGAAGAGGAAGCUAGGAAGAGGGCCGAAGAGGAUGCCAGGAAAAAGAAAGCUUUCUCCAACAUGCUUCAUUUUGGAGGCUACCUACAGAAGACCGAGAAGAAAAGUGGGAAGAAACAAACAGAGCGGGAAAAAAAGAAAAAGAUCCUCAGUGAGCGUCGGAAACCUCUGAAUAUUGAUCACUUGAAUGAAGACAAACUGAGGGAAAAAGCGAAGGAACUAUGGCAGAGUAUCCAUGACCUGGAAGCUGAGAAGUUUGACUUGCAGGAAAAGUUCAAGAAGCAGAAAUAUGAGUUCGAAGGCUGCUCGUGGAAAACCUGUGGUUGGUGGUCGAUGGAAGUGAGAGUUCAUUCAUGCCUCACCUGGGGAUAUCUUUGCUUUGGCCAGCUCUUGAUUCAACGUGCCAGCCUGCGCCAUCCAAAGGAAAGCACCAACUCUUCCAGACUAUUCAGAACAAGCCACCUUCCAAAGGCCUCACUUGGUAGAAUAACUGUAGCUGUGUGUGAAGCACUAUUGCACAUGGAGCAAACACACUGCUGUGUGGAGAUUACUGUGUCACCAAAGUUAAGAGUAUAGUGUAUGUAAAUAAAGCAAAUCAUGCAGCAA
Varanus komodoensis (Komodo dragon) is the source of this 1202-nucleotide messenger RNA. RefSeq names its product troponin T2, cardiac type (gene TNNT2). The transcript has 15 exons. Gene Ontology annotation, biological process: regulation of muscle contraction; sarcomere organization; cardiac muscle contraction. The coding region runs from base 123 to 1172 and encodes 349 amino acids. NCBI's taxonomy places the organism in Eukaryota, Metazoa, Chordata, Lepidosauria, Squamata, Varanidae. Gene Ontology annotation, molecular function: troponin C binding; tropomyosin binding; troponin I binding. Gene Ontology annotation, cellular component: troponin complex. The record is from RefSeq and is a predicted model, not a curated record.